AUGAAGGCCGAACUAACUCCUUUCAGCUACAACUCCGUGAUCUUUUCAACUCUAUCUUCGGUCGAUUAUCAAGCUGCAUUGGUUACACAAGACUUUCUCAAGGGAGCCGCAUGGAACGACACGGAACUCGCCAUGAGCGUCCACGCAUGGAGCGGGCUAGCGUAUCAAAACUCAUUAUAUGAAUCGUCUUGGAAGAAUCUACUGCUGGUCACGUCGGUCCCCAAUAACAACAGCAUCAUCCAGGUGUGGACGCACAAAGCCGAGGACACCGACACUAGUGAAAACCGGCUAUGCCACGGCAAUGUUGGAAACUACGACAACUCGGGAAGCAACCGCGACUUCAACAAUUUGGUGGCCCACACGUCUUCGUGGAAGAUCGAGGGCGUCUGUCGCGACACCUCGAACUCCGGCUCAUGCGGGAGCUCCUUUGACGCUCCGAUUCUCUACUGCCUCGCCGAGCAAUUCCCCGGAAAUUGCAAAAUCCAGGUCAGCACGACACUGCUGACCAUCGUCAUUCUUUUCAAUGCUGUCAAAGUCGUUUAUCUCCUGACCACGGCCUUCUCUCGCAAAUUCGAGCCGCUGGGAACCGUGGGCGACGCCAUCAGCUCAUUCCUAGAGCAGCCGGACGACGAGACCACGAACCUAGGUCCGGUGACCAAAUCCGUAGUCCAAAAGCAGUCUUGGAAGAAAGUGUACAUCUCAGGAUCUCGAAACAUGUCUUUAACCUAUAAACGAAAACCUCACCGCUGGGCUCGAGCAGUGAGUGGCAGCCGUUGGUUCAUUUGCAUGGCCCUGUAA
Colletotrichum aenigma is the source of this 798-nucleotide messenger RNA. RefSeq lists its product as uncharacterized. The record is from RefSeq and is a predicted model, not a curated record. The transcript is spliced from 2 exons. Lineage: Eukaryota; Fungi; Ascomycota; Sordariomycetes; Glomerellales; Glomerellaceae. Bases 1 to 798 code for a protein of 265 amino acids.